CUGAUUAAGCUAGCAGGAGGAUAUUGCAUUGCCACCCCUCGAAACCCGCCGGGUAACCGAUCGGGCCAGUGUCCGGCGCCGGCUGUGGAGUUCCCAACUUCGGGUGGAAGGAAGGAUGGCGCUCCCGAGGUUGAUAUGGAGCCAGCCAAGCUAGCUGCACUGGGUUUUCAUUUCUUUGAAGGUUGGGAUGGUUUGGCGUCGUCUAAUUCGAUGCCCUCUGACUGUUCGACGAAAUGCCUAAAAGAAUGCUUAAUUAGUACUGCUUCUGCCCCCCUUCUCUUUUUUGACCGUUGCCGUGAGUGAGUUGGAGACGUUGUACGAGCUCUGUUAUCAGAAGCUGAGCAGUGUCAUUGGGCAAAGACGGUCAUGUACGUACAGAAGGCUAAUCAAUUGAUUGAUUCCCUUGUGCAAUUGGAGAAAGGGUUACCACUAUCUCCUAUCUCUUCCAACUAGCAUUUUCCUUUUUGCAACAGAUGAGGAAUGCAGGAAGAAUUCGAAUAUGCAGACUUUUCAGGGAUACUAAGUAAAUAGAGCCUCUUUUUGGACAGGGUUCAGUUGACAAUCAAUGAUUCUG
Messenger RNA from Linum tenue, 574 nucleotides. Lineage: Eukaryota; Viridiplantae; Streptophyta; Magnoliopsida; Malpighiales; Linaceae. The record is from the annotation of a GenBank genome assembly.